Erythranthe guttata (spotted monkey flower) is the source of this 2250-nucleotide messenger RNA. It is a transcript of the gene TAG1, whose product is annotated as membrane bound O-acyl transferase (MBOAT) family protein. Gene Ontology annotation, biological process: triglyceride biosynthetic process. Gene Ontology annotation, cellular component: endoplasmic reticulum membrane; chloroplast envelope. Gene Ontology annotation, molecular function: diacylglycerol O-acyltransferase activity. NCBI's taxonomy places the organism in Eukaryota, Viridiplantae, Streptophyta, Magnoliopsida, Lamiales, Phrymaceae. The record is from RefSeq and is a predicted model, not a curated record.
CUUCCAAAGUUGGAUUAAGCACAUACCAAAUCGACUAAGCAAACCGCCUAAACCUUUAACUAUUCAAUUAUUAUUAUUAUUUUAUUUCCCCUUUUUAUCUAGACUAGAACAAAUGUGUAUGUAUAUGUGUAUGUAUUGUUGAAUUGAAUAAUUUGAAUCCGUGCUAUCAUUUGUGUGAAUCUGUAUCUCCAUCUCUCUCUAGAACUACGAUUCUGCGUUCGCUCUUCUUCUGGAAUUCGUUCUUCAAUUCUCUCUCUGUGUGCUGGUUUGAUGGCGAUCCUGGACUCGCCGCAGAGCCUUGACACAACGUCGUCCAGUACCGAUAACGGCCACGGCCACGGCCACGAGCGCGCCGCUACUAUUCGCCGCCGACCAAGCGCGAGGUCAGUGGAGCCUCUGCUGGACUCCGAUUCCAACUCUAUCGAGACCGAGAGCGCCAUAAACGACGCUGAGAAUGAUCAGAAUGAGGCCAAUUUGAUCGGGAAUCUAGGCGGAGGAGCGGUGGAAUCUGCUAAUGAAGAGCAGGAGUCGGAAUCCGCAAGUGAAGGAUUGAGCUUCGGCAAGGAGAAAGAGGACAAAGUGAAGGAGAACGGAGAAAGUGGUGACGGCGGCAAAGGAGGUGAUGCCUCGUCGAUAAAAUUCGCGUACAGGCCGUCGGCGCCAGCUCACCGCAAAAACAAGGAGAGCCCUCUCAGUUCCGACGCUAUCUUUAAGCAGAGUCAUGCAGGUCUCUUCAACCUCUGUAUAGUAGUGCUUGUUGCUGUAAAUAGCAGACUAAUCAUUGAAAAUUUGAUGAAGUACGGCUGGCUGAUUAAAGUAGGCUUUUGGUUUGGUCCUAAAUCACUUAGGGAUUGGCCACUGUUCAUGUGUUGUCUAAGUCUCCCAAUCUUCCCCCUUGCUGCGUUUCUUGUCGAGAAGUUGGUGAAACAAAAGAGUAUACCUGAAUGGGUUGCAGUCUUUCUUCAUGUUAUAAUAACAACAACAUCAAUCCUGUAUCCAGUUGUUGUCAUUCUUAGGUGUGAUUCUGCUGUUCUAUCGGGUGUCACUUUAAUGCUCUUUGCUUGCAUUGUGUGGUUGAAGUUGGUUUCCUACGCGCAUACAAAUUAUGAUUUGAGGGUACUCUCAAAAUCACUUGAUAAGUGGGAAGCUUUAUGCAGUUACUGGAACAUGGAGUACUCUUAUGAUGUUAGCUUUCAGAGUCUCGCAUACUUCAUGGUUGCGCCGACGUUAUGUUACCAGCCAAGCUAUCCACGUACAGCGUGCAUUCGAAAGGGCUGGGUUUUUCGACAACUCAUUAAACUAGUAAUAUUUUCAGGGUUCAUGGGAUUUAUUGUAGAGCAGUAUAUUAACCCAAUCGUGCAAAAUUCGCAACAUCCAUUGAAAGGAGACUUUCUAUAUGCAAUUGAGAGGGUCUUGAAGCUUUCAGUUCCAAAUCUAUAUGUGUGGCUCUGCAUGUUUUAUUGUUUUUUCCACCUCUGGCUAAAUAUACUUGCUGAACUUCUAUGCUUUGGCGAUCGUGAAUUCUAUAAGGACUGGUGGAAUGCAAGAACAGUUGAGGAGUAUUGGAGAAUGUGGAAUAUGCCCGUUCAUAAAUGGAUGGUCCGGCAUAUAUACUUUCCAUGCUUGCGGAAUGGGAUAUCGAAGGGAAUUGCAGUUUUGGUUGCAUUCCUUGUGUCUGCUAUUUUCCACGAGCUGUGUAUUGCCGUCCCUUGUCACAUAUUCAAGCUUUGGGCGUUCAUUGGUAUCAUGUUUCAGGUCCCUCUUGUAAUUGUGACUAAUUACUUGCAAAACAAAUUCCAAAACUCGAUGGUGGGCAAUAUGAUGUUCUGGUGUUUUUUCUGCAUCGUCGGUCAACCUAUGUGUUUGCUGCUAUACUAUCAUGACUUGAUGAAUCGAAAAGCUAGUGCAAGGUAAGAAGAUCUUCAUCCCCGGAGAAUAAAUCCUCAGAAUACCAAUACCCCUCCCCAAAAAAAAGGGGAAAAAAAAAAAAAAAAACCCGGGGGUGCCGAAGAAAAUGCACUGCUUAUGAUUUCAUGUAAAGGGGGUUAGGGGCAUGCAAUUUUGGGUCGAGUUUUAUUGCACAUUUGACAUUUGAAUUUGUACAUUUACGCUAGCCGCUAUAUGACACUUGUAAAUCUGCAUUUUCUUUCCGUAUAAGUCUGUAAUAUCAUUCAUUCCCUUGGUCGACCGUCGUACUUUGAGUAAACUGGAAUCACCAUUUUUUAAUGAAAAUUGCAUGUUUUAAAAAAG